Messenger RNA from Pelmatolapia mariae (spotted tilapia), 1065 nucleotides. RefSeq names its product cyclin-T2-like. Bases 22 to 606 code for a protein of 194 amino acids. Gene Ontology annotation, cellular component: nucleus; cyclin/CDK positive transcription elongation factor complex. NCBI's taxonomy places the organism in Eukaryota, Metazoa, Chordata, Actinopteri, Cichliformes, Cichlidae. The transcript has 7 exons. Gene Ontology annotation, molecular function: cyclin-dependent protein serine/threonine kinase activator activity. The record is from RefSeq and is a predicted model, not a curated record. Gene Ontology annotation, biological process: regulation of transcription by RNA polymerase II; positive regulation of DNA-templated transcription, elongation.
CCAAGCGAACGUUGGAGAGUAAUGGCGGCGUGCCGGGGGUCUUCGUCGAAAUGGUUUUUCACCCGGGAACAGCUCGAAAACACGCCGUCUCGCCGAGGUGGAGUAGACGCAGAUCGAGAACUCUCCUACCGACAGCAAGCGGCAAAUCUGAUCCAAGAUAUGGGUCAAAGACUCAACGUCUCUCAAUUAACAAUAAACACAGCAAUCGUUUACAUGCAUAGAUUUUAUAUGCACCAUUCUUUCAGCAAAUUCCAUAGGAAUAUAAUCUCUCCAACCACUCUAUUCUUGGCUGCAAAAGUGGAAGAGCAACCUCGGAAACUCGAACAUGUAAUCAAAGUUGCACAUGCUUGCCUAAAUCCCCAAGAACCGCCUCUAGACACAAAAAGUAAUGCAUACCUCCAGCAAGCUCAAGAGCUGGUGAUACUUGAAUCCAUAGUGCUGCAGACCCUGGGCUUUGAAAUAACUAUUGAUCACCCACACACUGAUGUGGUGAAAUGUACCCAGCUAGUGCGAGCAAGCAAGGAUCUGGCACAGACUUCCUAUUUCAUGGCUACCAACAGGUUGUUAUCCUGCCCCUCUUUGUUGCACUUUGACUGCACACCAUAGCUUCCUGUAAUGCAGGGUACCCUUUCAGUGUCCAACCGGCCCUACUUGCGCUGGUGGUUGUUGGGACGCUUGCCUCCUCCCCUCAGCUCCCCUCCCUUCUUCCAAGGUAGCGGGACGUGGUGGCUUGUAGCGUUACCGGCCCCAGUUGCAGUGCGGUGUAUUGUACAAGGGACCACGUGUUGGCACAGAUGGGUUGAAUGCAAAAUGUGAAGUGUAGUGGUGCGCUUGAAACCCACACGUUUGUUCGGUUGCGAAAAAGUGCAUAAUUCUAAAAGAAAGACACUUUGGUAGCCUGAAUAGCAGCUAAAGAUUUCACAGAUGUAAACAUUUCUCAUAGAGGGCCUUCCGUCUGCACCUCACUACCUUCUGCCUCCAGUACAAGCCCACAGUGAUUGCCUGUGUGUGCAUCCAUCUGGCGUGCAAGUGGUCCAACUGGGAGAUCCCGGUUUCUACUGAUGG